Messenger RNA from Hyla sarda, 945 nucleotides. Its product is annotated as gap junction beta-5 protein-like. The transcript is spliced from 2 exons. Gene Ontology annotation, biological process: cell communication. Bases 103 to 945 code for a protein of 280 amino acids. Gene Ontology annotation, cellular component: connexin complex. The record is from RefSeq and is a predicted model, not a curated record. Lineage: Eukaryota; Metazoa; Chordata; Amphibia; Anura; Hylidae.
AAGACAUGGCUGGCAACUUGAGCUACAAAGUCUGAGAAAAAGCUUUAACUACGAACUGAAAGCACCGUCUCAUUUCCUAGAAGUGAAUGCAGAAGAGCAGCAAUGAACUGGGGAGUAUAUGAAGCUCUGCUGACAGGUGUUAAUAAAUUCUCCACCGAAUUUGGUCGUGUUUGGCUGUCUAUCGUUUUUAUUUUUAGAAUCCUUGUAUACGCAGUGACAGCAAGUCGGGUAUGGGGAGAUGACCAAAAAGACUUUGACUGCAACACUCGACAGCCUGGAUGUGAAAAUGUCUGCUAUGACCAAUAUUUCCCUGUCUCACACAUCCGUCUGUGGGCUUUGCAGCUCAUCUUGGUCACAUGCCCUUCUCUUCUUGUUGUAAUGCACGUGGCAUACAGAGAAAAUAGAGAAAAGAAGCGGAGAGAGAAGAUGGGGGAGAACUGUGGCAGGCUAUACGAAGACAUUGGGAAAAAAAGAGGUGGCCUUUGGUGGACCUAUCUCAUCAGCCUUCUUGUUAAAGCCAUUGUGGACUCGGUUUUCAUUUACGUGUUUUUUCACCUCUAUGAAACUUUCCUCCUUCCACGAGUAGUAAAAUGCACUCUUCCUCCAUGUCCCAACAUUGUGGACUGCUUUAUAUCCCGGCCAUCUGAGAAAAACAUCUUCAUUUUUUUUACAAUCAUAAGUUCCGCUGUCUGCGUUCUUCUCUGCCUCGUAGAAGCUACAUAUCUUGUGGGAAAGAAGUGUAAGGAGAAAAUGCUUUCUAAAGAUCAGAGAAUUGAAUCAAAAAGGGACGUUGACGCCUGCGACAACAGUCAACGCAAACUGUCCAAAUGUGAGAGAACAAUUCUAAUUUCGGGACAUAGUGACAUCAUAACUACUGAAGUUGAGAUAAACAGAACCAGUCCGGAAAUAACUGCUACUAAGUCAGUGCAGGAAGAAAGUUCUUAG